Molecule: messenger RNA, 3703 nt
Organism: Tilletiaria anomala UBC 951
Lineage: Eukaryota; Fungi; Basidiomycota; Exobasidiomycetes; Georgefischeriales; Tilletiariaceae
Exons: 4
Coding region: 143-3652 (1169 amino acids)
Biological process (GO): positive regulation of DNA-templated transcription
Cellular component (GO): SWI/SNF complex
Molecular function (GO): DNA binding; histone binding; zinc ion binding
Source: RefSeq, a predicted model, not a curated record
GAACACGCCGCCAGGGAUGCCCGAAGCCAUCGAUUGAGACGCGCGGCAAAGCUGCUUGUGAACAUUACGCGUCUGAUCGGCGAGAGCAGCGCCGUUUUCGAGCACGGCUGCGCCAAACGAAGGUGACGCAGCCUUACCCAUCAUGAGCGUCGCGCUCAACGUGACAGGCUCGCCGGACGAGUCGCUGCUCACUGACACAGCAGUCCGGUCGCGUCUCUCCGCCUUCCUGCAGCCCUUGCGUGAUGUGCUCACUGCCCAAGCAGCACCGCCAGCAGUGCAAGAAGGAGAUGGCGAAGGGAGCAACCGCACUGCAGCAGCAGCGGUGGCUGGAGCCAACGAAGGAGCAAUACCCACGACCACUGGCGCGCUCACCUCGAUGGAUCUCGCCAACUUGACGUACAGCUUGCAGUUGUUCCAAGAAAAAGCGCUAGGCUUAAAUGCACUAGCGCGCCACAUCAACCCAUCAGCGUCCUCUCUCGCAUAUAGACACCCCAUCCGUAUCCCUUCCAAGCUCUUCCUCACUUCGCCUUCCUACCAGAACCACGCUGGCGCGAUCACAGCAGAUGCGCCGCUAUAUCACAUCCUCGAGGCUGCGCUUCUCUAUCUCCAACAACAUGGCCGAAAAGGGUGGUCGGAUAUGGGGCAAGUCGAUGCCGAGGCCGCUAGUCAAGACGCCGAGGCCACGCAGGCGCGGAGGGUGUUCUAUGCAAGUUUGAUUGCCCAUGUGAGGGACAUCCUGAAGCAAAAAGGUAUCAUCAAAACGCACAAGGUUGCUGCACCAAAGGACUGGACACAUGCGCAAGUUGAGUACAAUAAAGGCUUAGCUCAGGAACUCCAGCUCGACUGGGCUGAAGACCCUGCAUCAGCAACGCACGUUCUGUUCGAUGCGGAGUCCGGACCAAGCACGUCUUCGCUGCCGGCGGGCGAGGCAGCGGUGCCCGGCCAGUCCGAGUUCUUCCGGACACUCGCCAAGAAGGGUAAAAAGUCGCUUAUCCACGUCUGGUACCGGCCUGACUCGUACGACACAUGGCUCCCACCUACAUCGUCCACCGCGUUUGCAUCGCCGGAUCCAGAGCCGGAGCCCCGGCGGCAGGGGGAGGCGUGGGUCAUCAGCUCACGCUGGCUCGCCGACGGCGUCAAGUACAACGAGUUGAUGAACGAGGAAGACUAUGAGCACGAAGACGACCCCGCUCAUUCUGAUGCAGCAGCGGGUGCUGAGGCUGCGCCAAAGAAGCCACGUAUCUCCAUCAGUCUCAAGAAGCGCAGCUUGCCGGAGGAAGUGACGGAGGAGACGGAGGACGGCACCACCAAGAAGGUCCGGUUAUACGUUGCGUCUGAGCCUGUCGGCGCGAAAGCCAUCGAUUUGACUGGUAGCGCCAGUGAGAUUCCGGGGAAAAAAGCCGAGCAGGACCCUAUUCCGGACGGCAGCCUGGGCAAUUUGGAUCAGGUGGCACCGCCGAGCAGGACCGCGGGCGAACCGGCGACCGUUGUUGUUGCGGAGGCGCAGGAGAGGAAGGAAGGGCAUGCGCCUGAUGUGGACAAGGCAGGCGAAUCUGGUCACGCGGGCGAUGCAGGUGAUGUGACGAUGGCGGAUGCCACCAAGGAGAAUGAGGAGGAAGACGAGCGCGAUGCUGCUGUGUUCGAGGCACAUCGCGCACGAGCUCAGAAUGUUGCCAAGAAGUACCUAGCUGCUCAGACGCAGGAAGUUAUCAUCCCUUCUUACUCCGUCUGGUUCGAUAUAGCCAAGAUUAACCAGAUCGAGAAGCGCUCGCUGCCGGAAUUCUUCAACAAUCGCAAUCGCAGUAAAACGCCUUCCAUCUACAAGGACUACAGAGACUUCAUGAUCAACACAUACAGAUUGAACCCAAGCGAGUAUCUCACUUUUACCGCUUGCAGAAGGAAUCUCGCAGGUGACGUCUGCGCGAUCAUGAGGGUACACGCCUUCCUUGAACAAUGGGGCUUAAUCAACUACCAGGUGGACCCGGAGACGCGGCCUGCUGCGCUUGGCCCACCCUUCACUGGUCACUUCCGUGUCAUCGUCGACACACCUCGCGGUCUUCAGCCCUUGCACCCAGGUGCGAAAUUACCACAGCUCAGCAAGACCGGAAGCGCACCAAUAGGUGACAAGCAGGCCGCUGCGGAGGCCCGCGCCGCUGUCGCCACCCUCGAGCUCCGCAAGACGAUCUACCAGUCUACCGCCAAGGGUUCGCGAGCCGUCGGCGAGUCCGAAGCGGAGUCACUCGCGGACCAGGCGAACGCUGCAGUCCAAGCUGGCGCAGGUGCGCAACCGAAGUACUCCUGCAACACUUGCGGUACAGACUGCACACGUCAGCGGUACCACGCCAUCAACGUCAAGGACUUUACGCUCUGCCCGAACUGUUACCUUGAGGGACGCUUCCCUUCGAGCAUGUUCUCUGGCGAUUUCCUACGCAUGGACAACGUCGACUUCAAGCAUGGAGGCGCGAACGCUGCGAAAGGGGAUGACUGGAGCGACGAGGAGACCUUGCGGCUUUUGGAAGGUCUGGAAAUGUUCGACGAUGACUGGAGCGCUGUCGCCAACCACGUUGGCACACGCAGCCGAGAGCAGUGCAUAAUGAAGUUCAUCCAGAUGCCGAUCGAAGAUCCUUACCUGGACGGCGGCGCCUCUGCGGCUGGUAGUAUUGGGCGGCAAUCGAACGGUUCGGCCUCCAUGUCUGCGCAAGGCAUCGCCCAACGCGACCUAGGGCCACUGCAAUACGUCCGCGACCCUAAGCUCGGUGUUCCAUUCGCUCAGUCUGAUAAUCCGGUCAUGAGUGUGGUCGCUUUCUUGGCAAGCGCCGUUAGCCCAGCGGUUGCGGCUGCUGCCGCGCAGUCGGCCCUCGGCGAGCUGACCGAUGGCCUUCGUCGACGGCAGAAGGACAAGGCUGGCGGGCAGCAGCCAGCGGAUCAAGGACAAGGCGCAGAAUCUGGGAAAGAAAGCACUGCUGAAAGCGAUAGGGAGAAGGAGACCGACAGUAUGGACGUGGACAAACCUGCAGAGAAGGACGCAGCUCCUUCAGUGCCUCUGACGAUUGCAGUCGGCGAGAAUGGCGAGCCAUUGACUUCAAAGCUACCCGCGCAAGCGGACGUCCAAGUCACCGUGUCUGCAGCCGCCAAGUCAGACGUCACGCAAGUGAAGGAGAACCGCGAAGACAGCGAGAUGCCCGAGGGCGGCAAGGCCAGGGCGAAGAAUCCUGAGGCCAUUCCUAAAAAUGCGGUUGAGAAAGCAGCUGCGAUCGCCCUCGGAGCAGCGGCAGCCAAGGCGCACGUGCUUGCUAGCUUUGAGGAACGAGAGUGUCAGCGUCUCGUCGGUCAAGUGGUCGAGGCGCAGAUGCGCAAAAUGGAACUCAAAAUGGCGCAGUUUGAAGAGCUGGAAACCAUGCUUGAAGCCGAGAGGCGGAGCAUUGAAGCUGGGCGCAAGCAGCUGUACCAUGACCGUCUUGCCGUUCGCCGUCAACUCGCUGCCGUCAACGACUUACUUCAAAAAGCGAACGCGGCUGCAAAUCAAAGCACAUCUAUGAGUCUCGAAGCCGCGUCAAGUGCCUCUCAUGGAUUGCCAGGGCAAGGACCAAUCGUGCGGCAAGCAGGGAACGUUCCGCAUCCUGAGGGCGGUAACGUUGGCAGAGUAGGAUGAUUCGCAUGUGCUGUAUUUUCAAGUAGCCAAGUUUUCAUUUGUCUCAUUUAC